AUGGCUGUUGGAGAUCCAGCCACGAAGAAAAAGGCAAAAGGGAUCACCCCUUCUGUGGGGCUCAAUUUUGGAACUCUCGGAAGCACCACGACUCCAGUCACUACAUCUGCUUCUUCAGGCGGUUUUGGAACCAGUCUCUUUGGAUCUAAAGCUGCCACUGGGUUCACUCUAGGAGGAACAAAUACAGGAGUAGCAACAGCUAUAACUACAGGAUUAACGCUGGGAACGCCAGCCACUACAUCUGCUUCUACAACAGGCUUCAGCUUAGGAUUCAGUAAGCCUGCAGCGUCUGCCACGCCGUUUACUCUGCCUGUUACUUCUACCUCAGCUAGCGGUCUUACUCUUUCGUCUGCUCUGACAUCAACCCCAGCAGCAUCCACAGGGUUCACCCUAAAUAAUUUGGGUGGAACAACAGCUACCAGUACGACUGCAUCAACGGGCCUUUCUUUAGGGGGAGCCCUAGCUGGUUUGGGAGGCUCGCUUUUCCAGAGUGCAAACACAGCAGCAUCAGGACUUGGACAGAAUGCUCUAGGCUUGACUUUGGGAACCACAGCAGCUACUUCAACUGCAGGCAAUGAAGGCCUUGGUGGUAUAGAUUUUAGCAGCUCAUCAGAUAAAAAGAGUGAUAAAACAGGAACAAGACCAGAGGAUAGUAAAGCACUGAAGGAUGAAAAUCUACCUACUGUCAUCUGCCAGGAUGUUGAAAAUCUCCAGAAAUUUGUGAAGGAACAAAAACAGGUCCAAGAAGAAAUUAGUAGAAUGUCUUCGAAAGCAAUGCUUAAAGUACAAGAAGAUAUUAAAGCUCUGAAGCAGCUUCUGUCAUUGGCUGCCAGUGGAUUACAGAGAAACACUCUCAAUAUUGACAAAUUGAAAAUAGAAACUGCUCAGGAGUUAAAGAAUGCUGAAAUAGCUUUAAGAACCCAGAAAACACCACCUGGAUUCCAACAUGAAAACACAGCUCCGGCUGACUACUUCAGAAUCUUGGUUCAGCAGUUUGAGGUACAGCUUCAGCAGUACAGACAGCAGAUUGAAGAGCUAGAAAACCAUCUUGCCACUCAGGCAAACAACUCACAUAUAACUCCUCAAGAUCUGUCAAUGGCUAUGCAGAAAAUUUAUCAAACAUUUGUAGCUUUAGCUGCACAACUUCAGUCUAUUCAUGAAAAUGUCAAGGUGCUCAAAGAACAGUACCUUGGUUACAGGAAAAUGUUCUUGGGAGAUGCUGUAGAUGUGUUUGAAGCCAGGCGAGCAGAAGCCAAGAAGUGGCAGAAUGCACCCAGAGUUACUACUGGCCCCACCCCUUUCAGCAACAUGCCAAACGCAGCAGCCGUUGCCAUGGCUGCAACACUUACACAGCAGCAACAGCCUGCUACAGGGCCACAGCCAUCUCUGGGAGUUAGUUUUGGAACACCAUUCGGCUCAGGUAUUGGCACUGGCUUGCAAUCAAGUGGCUUAGGUUCUUCAAACCUUGGAGGAUUUGGAACUAGCUCUGGUUUUGGAUGCAGCACCACAGGGGCCUCCACAUUUGGAUUUGGAACAACAAAUAAACCCUCAGGAAGUCUUAGUGCAGGCUUUGGCAGCUCAAGUACAUCUGGGUUUAACUUCAGCAACCCUGGCAUCACGGCAUCAGCUGGUUUGACAUUUGGGGUGUCCAAUCCUGCCUCUGCAGGCUUUGGAACAGGAGGACAACUCCUUCAGCUGAAGAAACCUCCAGCUGGAAACAAAAGAGGAAAAAGAUAAACAUAUGGGUGGAUGUGUUGAGAGAAUCUAGAGCAGCAGCGUUCAUUUUAUGAGUCUAUUUUUCUAAACUUGAUGCAGUCAGUAAAUUGCAUCCCAGGAGAUUUCUAAAGUUUUGAUAUUUUUCCCUACUCUGGAAUUUGAACUGUGUUCUUAUUUGCCAUGCUAAACAUCUUUUCUUGUGUGAAUUUGAAACCCAGUUGUAUAUUUUUCGUUAUUUCGAUUCUCAGUGUAAGAAAUGUUCUGAUUACAUCGCUGGUUGGUAAAACCUACUAUUUAACCAAGUGUUAAUAGCAAUGUUUUUGUUGAUACAGUUUACAUUGUGUGAAUAUAUGCACAUGUGUUUCUUAUACAGAUGGUGUGAACUCGAGGGCCUGUACCCGAAUUAGCUGACUUCCUGGUAAAGGCCUUUUGAACUCCACUGCAGGGCAUCUUGUGAAUAUGUGUGUAAAUAUAUACAGAAUACUACACACAAUUGUGUGUGCAUAUAAAAUAUAUAUUUACAGACCUACAACUUUUGCCUCAGACUGUUCCCCUUUUCUAAGGGUAUUCCAUUUUUCACCUUUUAAGCUUCAGAUCCUCAGUGCUUGUAGAACAGUGAGCUAGAGAUACCAGGUCAUUGCAGUUAACUUGCUUAAAGACUUAGUGAAAUGGUUACUGGUGUAAAUAUUUGACCUACCCAACUUCACUGCCCCUAGUCUUUCCCAUUUUUGUUCCCCACCUUGACCUUUAGCAGCUACCUAAAUGAGGAAUGCUGUAAAACUCGAUCAGAUUUUAACAACUUUUAUUAUCCUUUAUGUCCUCAUUACCCAUAGGAGAUGUUUUUUCGUAUCUGAGAUGUACCUUCAAGAGCAUAUUUGAACUCCAGACUGGUCUUCUGGGGUAAAGAGCUAUUAAGCCAAAUUGAUUCUAUGCAGGUGAAGGAUGCACUAUGUAUGACUUUAGUGGAAACUUUUCUAGCUAUUCCAAUACAGGAGUUCUUUCUUAUAGGGCUAUUGAUACUGACACCAAAUGGAGUGGCUUAUCAGCCUCUUAGUGUCUUAAGUAAGUGCUUAAUUUGGAAUAGAAAAACUAUAUUUUAAGGAAAAAAGUAUUCUUUGUAGCAACUAUAAACUAUCCCCCUGUUUUAACAGUGAACAGAGCUCCAGGUAUAACACAUAGGUGUGUCAGGUGACAUCUGUGUAAUAUUUGUCUAUAUUAGUAUUAGUGACAUAGAGCGGGUGAGAAAGAGCCCUUGGAAAGAGAACUGCCUUAGCCAUGAUUUCAGACAGAAACCAUUAGGUAGACCUAUUUAUCUUUCAAGUAGCUUUCAGAUGGAAUGUGAACAUUGAAUUUCAUUGAAAAUAGUUUAAUUUUUAUAUAGAAGGUUUUGUACAUAAUGUGCAUCAAGUGAAUAUUUUCAGAAGCAUUUCACCAAGGCACUUUUUUUUUCUAAAAUAGGUAUUACAUAUAUAUGUGUCUAUAUAUAUCUAGAUAGAUAUAUAUAGACACAUAUACACACAUAUUUUUAGUAUAAUGUCAGUUGGAUUUGAUUAUAAAAGUGGUGUCAAAUCUGUUUUAUUUACCCUCCUAUAGCAAUGACUGGCUUUUUGAAAUUGAGAUUUUUGCGCCUUGAUGCAUUCAAAUAAGAAAAAUGCUUUGUUUCUUCUUGAUGCAUUCAAAUAAGAAAAAUGCUUUGUUUCUGAGCGCUAAAAGUUUUUAUUUUUGCACACUUCUCUAAUACUGCAGCCCCCAGAUCGACAUUUUGGGGAAGGACAAGAAAACAUGUAAUUUUGUGUUUUGAAUUACUGUCAGAAUUAAAUACACAGGUACAACAAACUUUUUUAAAAGGACAUUGCAUUGUGCCGCAAAAAUCUGAAUAUUUAUAUUUCUUGGUUUUUUUCUUUAUAUAUUUUACAUUUUAAUAUGUUGAACCACUGGAAAUUUGUAACAGAUCAAUUUGUGAUAGGAGUUUAAAUGUGUUGUCAUUGUCUCCAUUGUCUUCACUUUGUCUAGAGGCUAUAUCAUUAAGGAAACAAUAAAAUUUAUUGUGUCAGUUUCUUUGAAUCUU
This is a messenger RNA of Hipposideros armiger (great roundleaf bat), 3784 nucleotides long. It is a transcript of the gene NUP58, whose product is annotated as nucleoporin 58. Lineage: Eukaryota; Metazoa; Chordata; Mammalia; Chiroptera; Hipposideridae. Gene Ontology annotation, cellular component: nuclear pore. The record is from RefSeq and is a predicted model, not a curated record. The transcript has 16 exons. Gene Ontology annotation, biological process: nucleocytoplasmic transport. The coding region runs from base 1 to 1737 and encodes 578 amino acids. Gene Ontology annotation, molecular function: structural constituent of nuclear pore.